Medicago truncatula (barrel medic) is the source of this 1365-nucleotide messenger RNA. Its product is annotated as F-box/LRR-repeat protein At3g26922. The record is from RefSeq and is a predicted model, not a curated record. The transcript is spliced from 3 exons. NCBI's taxonomy places the organism in Eukaryota, Viridiplantae, Streptophyta, Magnoliopsida, Fabales, Fabaceae. Gene Ontology annotation, molecular function: protein binding. The coding region runs from base 1 to 1365 and encodes 454 amino acids.
AUGUCAUCUGCACCAGAUUUGCAAAAUCUCAAAGUCCAUAAUGUGGGUGACGGGAAAGAUAUGAUUAGCGACUUACAUGGCGAUAUUCUGCACUAUAUUCUAUCUUUGCUCCCUACCAAAGAUGUUAUAAGAACUUCCGUAUUAGCAACAAAGUGGAGGUAUUUAUGGACUAACUUAUCCGUCUUUGACUUUGAAAUUGGUUAUGUUGUGUCAUAUGAUUCAAAGUCAAAGCCCGUGGAUUACCUCUUCGAUCAAGUGGACAAAUUACUUCACAAAUCUAAUUGUGUAGAAAGACUCUGCAUUAGUACACAAAGAGUUUUCGUCGGUGUAGGUAAAGUUAGUACUUUUAUAUCUUCUGUUGUGAAGCACAAAGUACAAGAUCUUAAAAUUUCCGUAGAAUAUCUAGAAGGUACGUAUGUGUUACCCAAUAGGUUCACAGCCUCAUAUGCAUUAAACAAGCUGCAUUUAGAAUUUCCUUGCACACUACAUAUUCCUAGUGGUAUUUGUUUUCCUGGUCUGAAAACAUUAGUAGUUUCAAAUGUUAUCUUUGGAAAUGAGAAGUCGGUUGAACGACUCUUCUUAGGGUGUCCUGUUCUACAAGAGUUGACCUUGGAUAAUUGUUAUUGGAUGAAUACAAGGGAUAUCCAUUUUGCAAUUUCUACAUUAAGGAAGUUGACCAUCUAUUCUGACCAUUGUUAUCUAGAUUAUAAUAAUCAUUCCGACAAAUGUACAAUCACAAUUGAUGUUGAGAAUCUUUUAUCUCUAUGUUGCACAAGCAAUCCAGAAGUAGAGUUUUUCCUUGUUAAACCAACCUCCAUAGUUGAUGCAUAUAUACAUCUUGGGUGUUUUAAUCCAAAAGAAACACAAGUUUCAGGUCAACGUGCAAUUGAGCUAUUGAGUGGACUUAGUAGUGUAAAAUCUCUCAAAUUAUCAGAGGAUUUUCUUCAGUGUCUUAAGUUUUCAGAGGAUACUAUUCAGCUUCUUCCUUCAUUUCAAAAUUUGACACUUCUGUUUCUGAGGGCUAACACUUUCACUAGUGAAGUAGUAAUGGACAUUCUCCUAAAGACUCCUAAUCUGAAAGCUCUUCAUUUUCACGUGGGAUCUGUGUCAUUCAUACAUCUUGAAGACGACUGGCCAUUACUUUCAGUGCCUUGCUGUUUCAAAUAUUCUCUCAAAUCAUUUUGCGUUUCAGAUUUUCGUGGACUUGAACAACAUAUCCAAUUUAUUAAUUUUGUUUUAAAAAAUGCCAAAGUUUUAGAAGAGAUCCGGAUAGUGUGUUCGAGUGAUAUAACAACUUAUCUCGAUAAUAUCAGAAGCCAGUUGCAAGCUGUAUGCCCCGAAAGCUGUCUCAUGACAUUUCAGUAG